GGUAAUCAACUGGAAAAAGACAUCCCCUCCCAUAAAAAAAGGAAACAAAAAAUAACAGAAUCCCGAAAUCAAACCAAAGUCAUCCCUUCCACCAUCUCCAAACCCAAUCCAAGCCACCGCAAAUGGAGCCGUGUGAUCCCGGACCGGAGAGGGCCAUGCGCCUGUACCUAUCCCAGCUGCUGGAGACCGGCAAGACCCGCUCCUCGGGCUGUCUGGACCGCUUCCUCCUGAAGAACAUGACCAACUACCCACCGCCACCGCCACCACCACCUCCACCACCGCCAGCGUCGUCCAUCGAGGCCAAGGCUUCGCGUUGCUCGCUCUUCGAGCAGCUCCUGUGCGGCGGGAGCCGGAGGUCAGAGCGCCUGCUGGUGCCCGAUCUGGCCACCGAGUGGUUCCGCAAGCAGAAGGUCUUCCUGGACAAGCUCACCGCGGAGGAGCUGGCCGCCCUGAGCGAUGGGCUGGCGGACAGGCAGCACCCGAUGCGGCGUCGUCCGGCUCCCUGUCGCCAGCUGGGCAGGCCCCGCUGCAGAUCCCCGGCUCCGGAGGCCAGUCAAGCGCUGGAAGUAGAGGAGCCAGUGGGCAAGGUGGCCGCAUGUGUUCCCACCACGGAGCCCAGGCCGGGUAAUCCCUUCCUAAUCAGCAAUAGGCCAGCGGAGGAGAUGCGGAGCAAGAGUCCUAGGCGUGGAAGGAAGCUCCACCUGGACGCGGGGGGCCAUCGCAGGCGGGGCAGCUGCUCCUGCCUGAAGGGGCGGGCAGGGACAUCCCACGAGUGCCUCUUCCAGGCCGAUGGACAGCCCAUGGCCAGCGAGUGUUUGGCGGCUCGCCGGACGGAGCCGCUGUUGCCGCGCCUGCGCCGCAAGUUCGACUUGCGCCAGGCGCCCCAGCGGCGGCUCGAUCCGGCCCUCUUCCGCCGCAUCUCGCCGGAGUUCUUCCGCAUCCUGGCCAGCUACGAGGCGGCCAUGAGCGAGAUCUGCCCGCUUUACGGCAUCUCAAUGCAGCACUGGGGCGAGACUGCGGCCUGUUGUCCGUGUGAGGAGGCCCACUCCCACUCGAAGCAGCGCUUCCUGGGCGACGAUGCGGUGGCCACUGCCGUGGUGCAUCCCUCCUGGCCGCCACUCGAAACUCGGCAGCCAGAGAAGGAGCCGUCCACCAAGAAGCAAGCGGAGAGAAGAGCUGUCAAAUCUCAAAAGGAGCAAGUGGAGAAGAAGGCGAAGAAGCCCUGCAACAACGACUCUUGCACCAAUGAGUCCUGUCAAUUGAAGAAGGGAAUCGAAAAGGGGGCCAACGAGGAUCGGAUUACCUCCGAGGAUGAGCGCCAGGAACAAAGGCGUGGGAAGCAGAAAGACAGACAGAAACGAAGGUCGAUUUCCUCCGAGGAUGAGGAACAAGAAAAAAGACAUAGGAAGCCGGACGACAGGCGGCAACGGAGGGAGGAAAGUCAGGAGGAUGAGCAGCUUGAAGGGAGUGACUGGAAGGCAAGCCAGCAGACUGUGAAGUCUUCAAAUCCCCCGGAGGAGCGGCAGUGGCGAAGCCAUGACCAGUCGGACAGCAAGCAGACAGUCCAGUCGACCAAACCCCCCGGGAGACGGAGGAAAUUCGGCAGCUAUUUCCGCCGGCACCCGCAGCAAUAUAGGACAGCCUAUGUUCCCUCGAAUUUCGCUCCGCCAUCUGCUCAUCCACUGACUCAUUCACCUGCUAAUCCAGCUGCUCAUCCAGCUGCUCAUCCACCUGCUCAUCCAACUGCUCAUCCAACUGCUAAUCCAGCUCCUCAUCCAGCUCCUCAUCCAGCUGCUAAUCCAGCUGCUCAUCCACCUGCUCAUCAAACUGCUCCUCUUCCGCCUCACGUAAUGCCUCCCGAUUAUACUUCGGCCGAAUCCGAGCAACUUCCCAAGAGCAUUAUCGGCGGAUUCACCUGCAUGUGCAAGCGCUGCGUGGAACCGGGUCGCCACCUGCUCUACAACCUCAACGCCAACUACCACCAGAACCGGGAGAGGUACGGCCAGAUGCGGCAGAGCAGGAAACGGCACAAGAAGCAGGAGCGGCAUCCGCCAUUCCACGUGACCUCGCAGCCGGCGCCAUGCAGCUGGAAGACAUGCAAGGCGGAUUUAAAUGGGUCGCCCGAGGAGGGAGACAGCAGCACCACGCUGAGACCCUGCGUCGCUUCCGAAUGUGGAUUCCAGACUGGACAAGUGGCCCAAAUCCAAGCGGAGAGCGAACAGUCCUUGCCCUUUCGCACCCCGGCUAGCGAACGAACGUUGGUGGAAUGCAAUCAGGCCAAGUUACCUGCGGUGAAGUCUGAGGUGGACUGCCAGUGUGGACUGCCGCAGGAGACCUUCCAGCUUCCGCCCGUCAGGAGGUGCAGUUACUCGCCGGAAAAGCGGGAACAACAUGUGCUCCGGAGCACCGAGGUCCCGAAGAAGUACUCCCCCCCUGCAGACUACUCCAAGUGUGGUAAGCGAGUUCGGGCCUGCUAUUUGGCCAAUGAUUUCCACCAGCUUAUGCGACGCGUGGCCAGGAAAAGACCAUCCCCCAAAACUCGGAUCACAGGCAGACCCAAGGUGUCGGGUAAUGCCACCUCCAAGAGGAUAGGAAAAGCUGCCCAUCAAAUGGCUCAGCAUCCAUCCACCACCGACGCUUCCGUUGCCAAUCCUGCAGCACAAAUUAGAGUCCAACCCAAAUCCACUUCGAAAUCGGGUGCAAGGCGGAAACCAAAAAUGAAGGGAGCACUGCUGCCAGAACAAAGUCCCACCAAGAACUUGAUUAUUCCCCAUGCGGCCACCGAUGUUCCCAAGCUGCGGUGUCUGCGGAAGGUCACGAAAAAGAGAGUGGAGCCCAAGAAAGCCCCAUUGACCAAGAGCACCAGUUUUCUCAGCCUGGACGUUUCCAAGGCGCGAAGCGAUAUGCCAUCGGAGAGGAGCCAUCCUCAAGAGAUCCCAAGCAGCAGUCAGCCUCAUUUCUCCAGUCAAAGGGGAAACCAAACCACCUAUUCCUCCAAUCCCAGUGGAACGAAAGAGAAUUGGAAGCCUUCGUCCUCGCCGAGGUGCAUAUCUCCCAAACGACAACGGGAAGCAAAGGUCAGCUGCUCUCAGGACAGUCGUCCCAGGAACUGGCGACCUGAUCCCAAGCCAUCCAACUGGAGUUCAAACAAAAUGCGGAGUCGAAAGAGAACGCCUCCCCGCAGCUCCUCCAGCAGUUCACUGGAGCGCUCCUCGAGCGGACCACGCUACGCGUCCACGGAGGUCAGUGCAGUGAGUGACUAUUACAAGUCCAAGACGAGCUCCAUGUCAAGAGGUCCUAACACUUCGAAUACCUCCCAAUGGUCGUCACAGAAGAGUCGGGAUGUCAGGCAGAAUCCAAGGAAAAUGCAGGAUUCGAGGCAGACAGUCCUGACCAACUCCUCGUAUCCCUCGUGCUCCAAUGCCUACUCCAGUCAAUAUUCAACGAUGUGGGAACAGGAGGAUCUGAGCCAAGCCCAGUACCAAUGUUCGAGCAUGAAGUCGUCCAUAAAGAAGCCCCCGAUCCGAUGGCAGCCCUCAUUCAGCAGCGCACCCUCGCACUUGGAGACGGGUCGUCGCUACUACACGGACACACAGCCGGGGGGUGAGGGUGGUGGAUCCCAGUGCAGCUGUCGCUCCCUGCGCUCCACCAGCUCUAUCCGGGCACUUAGCUCCAACACGGACAGUGUGAGGUGUCCCUGUGCUCCCGCUCCGUCGGUGGCCAGUGUGGAGCCACCGCAGGAGGCGGGCAAUGAGGAGGAGGAGCAGGGGCAGUGCUAUUGUUACAACUAUCAACCUCGAAGUCAGGACCAACCCGUGCAUAACCCAUAUAUCCAGUCUCCGAGUCACUACGCGCAACAGUGUAACUUGGAACGGACCAAGGAUUUCGGUCAGAAGCCACCGUUUUUCAGUACUGCCCUGAGGUGGGAGCCACAGCAGCACCACCAUGCUCGCACCCAACUACGCACCCAACGCCCUCCGCCUCAGAAACACCAACAGUUAUCCUCGAGAUAUCCUCAGUACCCAGUAGACAAUCUAGCAGGACAACAACAACAAUCGAGAGAGUGGGUUCCAGAGUAUCAAACGCCUAAUCGAUGUAUAUGCAAUACCAACCAAAGAUGGGGUGACCAGGUGGAAAACACGCAGUAUUACCCAGAGAAUAACUACUCAAUGCAGGAGGUUCAAUACGAUGAGGGCCUAAGGAAUAACCCCUAUCCAAGGGAUCGAGCUGGAGCCAUAAACGCCGCUGCUCAAGGUCUUAGGGGUUUGGUAAACGCUUUGGGAGGAGUUCGGCAUAGACCGAGAUACAACCCGAAUCUCAGAGGAACCAAUCAACAACAAGGUUACCACCAAGGAAUGAUCGACCCUAGUGGCUAUAGUCAACAGUCAGUUGGUAAACAUGAUCCGAAUCCCCCGAGGCCAACAUUGCCCCCAAGGCAGGGUAGAAAUUCAGUUCACUCACAGUAUAUCUUCAAUCCUACAGUGGAAGCUGCAGCACAGGAGGCGAGAAACCACAGGGAGCAAGUCCCCACCUACAAGGGAGCAUCCAAUUCGGACUUCCUACCCAGAAACAACCACUCAAAUUUAUACGGCUACUCGAUGACGCCCCACAGAGAUGGUGAAGGGAACUACAUGUCAGUGGAGGGAAUGCCCAGCAGCUAUAAUGAAAGACGAAGCAUGGAGGGGGAACAAUCGUGGUGCAGGAUGGAAGCUGGAGCGGGUAAGGCAAGAGUAAGAGCGGAAAAAUCAGUCGGGGAAAGGAGGGGAUCUCCUAAGCUCGUUUGCUUUGGCUCUGAUAUGGAUUCCCACACCGAGUCUGCAAGCAGGAGAAUGACUUCUGUCCCCAAGAGAGGAAGGCAAACUGGAGGAGCUUGGCACCAAGUCGAUGAACCCCCUAAAACUCCCACGCCCCUGGCCAUUUUCCUGGACAAUUUGAGAGCGAAACACGCUGCCUCUGAAAUGGCAGCUAAAACGGUCACCCAAGAGCCCAAAAAAGUGGCCACCCUCGAGAAUUUUACAAAAACUAUGCUAGUGGGGAGCGAGGACACUUCGUCCGCCAGUGAUGAUGACACGGACGCGGAUGACUGUCUGGACUUAAGGCACAGGCGAAUGCGCAGUCCCUCAGAGCUGACCAUGGUCAUUCCAUCCACCUACACGGGACUCCUCGAGGAGCAAAUCCUCGGUGAGUACCUGCCCAGGCCGCGGUAUAAGCGCAGGUCAUAGGUCAAACCGCGAUUUUCUUAUCCGACGCAAUAACCUUAGGUCAGAUUGUAAUCAAAGAUAAUACAUAAAUAAAUAAAUGUGUAAAGUUUAAAGCGAGUAAUACUUUUAGUGUUAAGUUUAAAGUAGGUAUUACUUUUGGUUAAUAAUAUGCUGUUCGACAUAUCACAAAAGAGCGACGUAAAAUAGAAAGCAACGUUUCGUUUGCGUCUUUGCAAAAAUGCACCUUUACUCUUCGUUGCUCAUUUCUUUUUAAAUAUAUGUAAAUGACCUUUGUGU
Messenger RNA from Drosophila rhopaloa, 5498 nucleotides. RefSeq lists its product as uncharacterized. NCBI's taxonomy places the organism in Eukaryota, Metazoa, Arthropoda, Insecta, Diptera, Drosophilidae. The record is from RefSeq and is a predicted model, not a curated record. Bases 123 to 5222 code for a protein of 1699 amino acids. The transcript has a single exon.